Molecule: messenger RNA, 6010 nt
Organism: Epinephelus moara (kelp grouper)
Lineage: Eukaryota; Metazoa; Chordata; Actinopteri; Perciformes; Serranidae
Product: dynein light chain 2, cytoplasmic-like
Exons: 3
Coding region: 5720-6010 (96 amino acids)
Biological process (GO): cilium assembly; microtubule-based process
Cellular component (GO): cytoplasmic dynein complex
Molecular function (GO): dynein intermediate chain binding; dynein light intermediate chain binding
Source: RefSeq, a predicted model, not a curated record
AGCAUGGUCAGAAACAAUGGUCAGUAUGUUUACAUGCACAGUGAAGUGGAGCCAUGGUAAUAGACUAAUUGGAAUACUGUCCUUGUCCCAGUAUACAAGCACAGGAAGGGAAUCCAUUUAUUGGCUGAAGUAUGUCAAUAUGCCCCCUUUCAGCUUGUUUGUAUUGGACCUUUUUGCAGUUGACCUAUUAUAUCACAGACCAAACAAUCAACAAACAAGUUAGCUACGGUUAGCUAGUGGCAAACUGGUACCAUGGUGGAUGUACGUAGAUUUCGCCAUGUUGUUACCAGCAUUUAUUAUGCAUUUAAUGCUAUUCGACUUCUGGGUCAAAGCCAGAGGGGGGAACUGUGGAACAUGUGUGCAUGCCUUGGCCAGUUAAGGCCCAACUGACUGUAGACACGGAGGAGUUAUCCACCUCCCAAUCGCAUUAAAUGGGUGUGGUUGUUCAUCUUGGAGAAAUUUGAUUUAGUAUGAUUUCAGUGGGACUAACAUGUUUACAUGUAUUUAAAAGUCCAGUUUUAGUCAAUAUAACACAAUCAAUCAUUUUUCUCUUAUGUCAUGCAAACAUACUGACUGACUUUGAUGAAUCAACAAAAUAUCAUGUCUAAGUGGUGUUUUCAGGUUUUUAGUGGUUCAGUGUUAUUGGAGGUUUGCAAAAUGUAACUGUAGUGUAACCACUAAGUCUCCCAAGUUAGCCUCAGAAUUUUCUCUGGCAUCUGCAUGCUGCCAAACAUGGGAACAGUCAUUUUACCAAAAGAUUAGUGUCACUUUAAAAGUACCUGAGCUCAGUGUGUAAAUGUGUAGGAGCAAUACCUUUUUGAGAAUGUUUGCACUCGUAAUAAAGUUUGGGGCACCACCCUCUUAACUUAAUGACUAAUAAAAUUAAUACCUCCGUAAACCAAUUAUUAAUUCGUCAGCACACUUAUCAAUAAUGAAUCAAUCUCAGUAUCUGGGUUAUGAAUUCUCCAUGCAGGGAUCUUAGUUCCUGUUCAAAAGAAAUAUACACAGACAACAACUUGGUGAUAAAUGCAGAUUUAUUUAAGCUAAAUGUGUAACAACUGAGUAAAUGAAUAGCAAAUGAUAACGAUAUGAAAUAACACAAAAUCAACAAUAUAUACAUAUAUAUAUAUACAGUAUAUAUAUACAUAUGGAUUGAAAUGAGAGGUAACACUCGUGUGAGUUAUUUAGUUUGGCGAUAGUGAGAGAGUAUGUGGCUAUAGAUAAAUUCGGGACUGCGGGGAUGCGCAAAACCAUUCACCUAACUUACAACCAGCAUAAUUAAGCCACCUGUUCGACAUCAACUCUUUUACCACACAGCGGCGGCCUGGAGUUAGAGAAAUUAUUUUCCUACUUUCUUAGCAGCGUUGAUUCAGGCAGACGUUUCUUUCCGAGAACCCCUGGACUAUCGCUUUGCGACUCCCGGCUUCACUUCACGGCCUUCCAGCAGGGUGAUACAAACUGGAAUACAGUGGUGAUGGGCGUUGGAGCCUGGUGGUGGUGUCCUUUUGGGUGGCCCUCAACGUUGGUUCUCUUAAGCUGCAGAAAGUCUCUGGGUUUGGCAACAGAACCACUGUGACAAGUGGCUGGCAGCUGCUGGCUCCAGUGAAUCUGGUGUGAAGAGGCAGGUCAAACAGGCGCUUGCCUACUUUGUUAUGAUUACUCGCUUAUAAUAAAGUUGAAAACAAUCUCGUUGGCCGUUCGAUCUUGUUAUCAAAGUUACUAUUAACGCGCAUAAAAAUGUUAAAAUCGGCUGGCUUCGUCACUUCAAGUAUAAUGUUACUGAAGGCACUGGAGGUAAAAGAAAAACUGGAUAAGUAAAAUUUAAAAGUUUAAAGUAACUUUGAUUAUGAGCAAGUACAAGUUACGCAGUUACGCUGAAACAUAAGAUACAGCGAAAGCAAGUGGACAAAAACGAAAAAAGCUAAAAAAAAAAAAAAAAAAAACAGAGAGAGACGAAGAGUACGGAAAAUGACGUAGAAGAGGUUAAGAGACGCAAAGAAGAGCAAGAGGACAAGAACAAGAGAGAGAGACGCUUCUCGCUCGCUUGUUUUUAUCUGGCCAAAGUGGGCGGGUUUGUUAAGGCGGUCUCUUUUGUUGUAAAUAGGCUUAUCAUUUUAUUUUGGAGGAAACUUAAUGCUUUUGAUUAUACAAGAUCAUAUACUUUAACAUGUUACGCGCAAUAGACACAUACUCUUCCCAUAAUGGUCAAAAUCGGUUCUUAACAUCCAAUUAAAAUUAAUACAAUUAUUAUACCGCGUGUAUCAGCAAAGUACACGUUUAAGCUGCUCCAAAUACACACACUCUAGACUAACCUAUAGUUGCAAUAUAAAAUGAAAAUACAAAAUGAGGAAGCACAUAUUCAUAAAAACAGGUUAAUUAAUAAAACCCAACUAUAUUUUAAUUCUAAAUAUAAUAUGGAAUUCCUUAGGGGAACUCUCCUUAACUCCGUCAUAAGAUGGCAGUAUGGUUCCAUGUCAAAUGAGGGAUUAAAAGAAAAGUGAAUUUACAACUCAUUAAAGAAAAAUAUCAUUCAGCUACCAAACAUGGAUUAUGCACAUGUACAAGGUUAGGAAAUGAAGAUGAGAACAAAAAGGAAACAAAUGUAUAAUUUCACUUCUAAGAGACACUGUUACAACAGAGACUUGGUUUCAUGUUCAGGAAUGCAUAUCUAAUUUAGGACAUUAACAUCUGUUCAGUCUCCUCUUCACCCCGUUGUGAAUGAGCUGGUGUGAUUUCCCGGGGUGGUGCGAGGGGACAUCAUGGGAUGUACUUAGAAAGCAUUGUCUUAAGAUCCUAGCCGGGCAGUUAAUCAAACCAAGUUGCCCCCAGGCUGGAUCCCUUUUAAGAGUUAAUGACAUCAGGAGCCUUGAAGGAUCUCAAGUGAACGUUUUACCCCUUUUUGGCAUUAGGACAGCUGAAAGAAGCGUUUGUCAAGACUGGGGGGGUAGAUUCUGGGGUUGAGUCCUCAACAUUUGACCCUCCGGUGGGCAUUUGUAGUCCAAUCUGGAGAGUUUAGAAUACUGGUGUCCCUACACUGAGCUCAGUGUGUAAUUAUGGGGUCCUUCAAAUUUUAUGAGACCACUCAUUCAUUUUGUAAAUGAGAAUGAGCAAAGCACCCCAGACAUCCCUCUCCCCAGCAACGUUUUCCAGCUCCUCCUGGUGGACCCCAAGAUAUGUAAUCCCCCCAGCGUGUUCUGGGUCUGCCCCGAGGCCUCUUACCAGUGGGAUGUGCCCGGAACACCUCCAGCGGGAGGCACACAGGAGGCAUCCUGAUCAGAUGCCCAAACCACCUCAACCGACCCCUUUCGACCCCUUUCAUUUCAGAACCAGUGUUGUGUGUGGAGGUUAGCCCAACUAUAUCUAGUCAGGACCGCUCCACCUCCCACACCAGCUCUGGCUCCUUCCCCACCAGAGAGGUGACAUUCCACGUUCCCAAAGCCAGUCCACAAAGCCAGGGAUCAGCACGCCAGGGGCCCCACCCCUGCCUGACGCUCGGCACACAAUGUGCACACAAUGCACUCGUGUGCCAAACGUCACAAUGCACCCAACCCUGAUGUCUAUCCUUGCGGGUGGUGGGCCCUGUGGCCAAUGACUUGUGACUCAUUUGGACCCGCAUGUUACCUUUUUGGGCUCUUUGGGCUCAUACUUUGUUACCGCUAAAAUGGAAUAUUUUACUGGUUCCUUUCUGUGUACUAGAACUCUGAUUUAGUAGCUUUGGCUGAAGUCUCUCCAGAGCAAUGGCCACUAAGACUCAUGGGAAGUGUAUUAUUUUGUGCCAAUCAAAUCAAUUCUACUUUACGUCACUACACUGUUGUGCUUUAGGAAUUGGAAUGUACUCUCUCUGUUUCUUCAGGCAGCCUUUGGUUUCAAUCCAAUCUGAACAUCCACUAGCACUUGACCGGUGUGUGUGUUUAUGGUCAUGAAGGAACUUACAAUAAUGGAGCACUAUCGCACAGAGGAGGAAGAUAUAUCAGGCUUUGAUACACCAAAUAUUUGUUUAUAGAUAAAACCACAAUUCCAAAAAAGUUGGGGUGCUGUGUAAAAUGUAAAUAAAAACAGAAUGUAAUGAUUUGCAAAUCUUUUUUGACCUAUAUUAAAUUUAAUACACUUCAGAGACAAGAUCAUUAAUGUCCACACUGAUGAACUAUUUUUUUAUGAAUAUACUCUUGUUCCGAAAAAGUUGGGACAGGAGCAUGUUUACCACUGUGUGACAUCACCUUUUUGUUUAAUAACACUCAGUUAGUGUUUGGGAACUGAGAACACUAGCUGCUGAAGUUUUAAAAGUAAAAUUCUUUUCCAUUCUUGCUUGAUAUACAACUCCAGUUGCUCAACAGUGCAGGGUCUCUGUUAUCAUUAUUUGUGCUUCACAAUGUGCCACACAUUUUCAAUGGGAGACAAGUCUGGACUGCACAAUGUGUCUCAUUGUCUUGCUGGAAUAAGCAGGGACAUCCCUGAAAAAGAUGUUGUCUGGAUGGCAGCAUAUGUUGCUCCCAUAACCCAUAACCCAUAACCCAUAUGUACCUUUAAGUAUUCAUGGUGCCUUCACAGAUGUGCAAGCUACCCAUGAUGCCAUGGGCACUAACACACCCCCAUACCAUCACAGAUCGUGCUUUGAACUUUGAGCUGCUAACAGUCUGGAUGGUCCUUUACCUUUUUAGUCCGGGGGACAUGACUUCCAUGAUGGACUCUUAAGACCACAGCACACUUCUGUCAGUCCAUCUCAGAUUACAGAUUAUUGUUUAUGGAUGUUGUUGAUAGAUGGCUUUCACUUUGCAUGGUAGAGUCUUAACUUGCAUUUGUAGAUGCAGAGAUGAACUGUUCCAAAGUGUUCCUGAGCCCAUGAAGUAAUAUCUUUUAUAUAAUCAUGUUGCUUUUUAAUGAAGUGCUGUCUGGGGAUUCAAAGUUUGCAAUUCAAUGUUGGUUUUUUGUAACAUGUUGCAGACAUCAAACUCAGAAUGACUGUAUAUUUUUCAAAAAACAAUAAAGUUUAUCAUUUUGAACAUUAAGUAUCUUCUCUUUGCAUUGUAUUCAAUUGAAUGAAGGUGUAAAAAAAAAAAUGCAAAUCAUUGCAUUCUGUUUUUAUUUACAUUUUAAGGCCCUGACACACCAAGCCGACGGUCGGCCGUCGACCAAAGUCGGGCCAUUGGUGAGCGUCUGUCGGCCUAGUUUUUGCGGUGUGUCCUGCACCGUUGGCACUUCGGCGUCAGCGGCUUUUCGGCCGAUUGAGCAUGUUGAAUCGGCGGCAGAGCUUGUCGGUGAGAGAGAUCACUCUGAUUGGCUGUUCAGGUUUUAUUUCCUUGCCCCUGUAGCGAGUGACUCUGCCUGUAGUGAAACCGGGGCUAACAGGUGCUUCCUCCUCAGGCUUCACUUCAGCUGCCCGACAGAUCAGCUGCUUCUUCCCACUUUAACCUGAAUAACAAACCGGAGCUAGCUGGGAGCGGCUAGCGGAGCAUUAGCCGCAGCAUGACCGGAAGGAAGCACAGCCAGUUAGCCACCGCUAGUCUCUGAGCUAGCCCUGGCUCUCCGUUUGGAUCCAACCGGAGCACAGAGCCCUGGUUUGUUAUUCAGGUUAAAGUAGGAAGAAGCUCUCACGCAGGCGCAAAACGUACGUGCUACUUGGCAGUUGGAUGUAGUCCGUGUAGUGUGUUCAAAUGCAACUGUAACCGUAACGUGCUACAAUAAACUGUUCAACGGAGCUGUUAGACGACCAAAAGCCAAAAUGACUGACAGGAAGGCAGUGAUAAAGAAUGCAGACAUGUCUGAAGAGAUGCUGCAGGAUGCUGUGGACUGUGCCAUGCAGGCUAUGGAUAAGUACAACAUUGAGAAGGAUAUCGCCGCCUUUGUCAAAAAGGAGUUUGACAAGAAGUACAACCCCACAUGGCACUGCAUAGUCGGGAGGAACUUUGGCAGCUAUGUGACGCAUGAGACGAAGCAUUUCAUCUACUUCUACCUGGGCCAAGUGGCCAUUCUACNCGAUAUGUUUUUUGUUCUGCGACGUGAGGCAACGUAG